Alnus glutinosa is the source of this 730-nucleotide messenger RNA. RefSeq lists its product as uncharacterized. The transcript is spliced from 4 exons. Bases 202 to 537 code for a protein of 111 amino acids. Lineage: Eukaryota; Viridiplantae; Streptophyta; Magnoliopsida; Fagales; Betulaceae. The record is from RefSeq and is a predicted model, not a curated record.
AACCCUGACAAGUGACACCCGACCUUCUUCUCGCUCAACUUCAAAGUCUCCUUCCCUCUCUCUCUCUCUCUCUCUCUCUCUCUCUGAUUCUCAUUCUCAAUUUCUCAGGCACUCACGUCUCUCUUUGGAUUCGGCUUCUGAAUUUCCAUUCGCCGUCGCCGUUGGGGUUAUCGCAUCUCAGACUCGCGCAGGUGGAAGACAAUGGCGUGGAGGCAGAUAUUCUUCAAAACAAGGGUGCUUUCGAUGUCACAACAGCCACAUCCAACUCCUGGGUUCUCUAGAUUCUUCUCCAAAUCAUCCCUAUAUGUAGAAAAGGUGGGCAUACCAGAAUUUUUGAAGGGAAUAGGGAAAGGGGUUGAAUCUCAUGUGGCUAAGCUUGAAACUGAAAUUGGUGACUUCCAGAAGCUACUUGUCACUCGCACUCUCAGGCUCAAGAAACUUGGCAUACCAUGCCAACAGAGGAAGCUGAUAUUGAAAUACGCCCACAAGUAUAGGGUGGGACUAUGGAGGCCUCGAGCUGAGCCUGUAAAAUCUUAAUUACUUUUGUAGUAGCUAGUCCUUUGAAAAUUAAGACCAAGAUGGUUGUCUGCUAGAGAUCAUGGUGGCACGACACUUACACAUGGAAUUGUUUCAGUUUUGAGGAGUUUCAUUGUCUUAUGUUUGUAAUUUCUUUGAACAAUUUCAUGGACAAAAUUUAGUGGUUUAAUUGCAUACUGAGAUUCAAGAUCAA